AUGAAAACAUCUGAAAUAACAGAUUGGUUCAAUGAGCUCAAGUCUCGUUGUCCAAAUGGUAAAAUGACAAAAAAAGAUAUGUUAAAAUGCUAUAGAGAUUUGAGUACAUGUGACAUGGAUAAAGUUGAACAUGUUGUUAAUGCUAUAUAUAAAGCAUUUGAUAUAGAUAAUGAUGGCAAAGUCGAUUUCAAAGAAUUUGUCAUUGGCUUUUUAUUAACCACAAAAGGAACAAUGGAAGAAAAACUUGAUUAUACAUUUCAACUUUAUGAUAUAGACAAAGAUGGUUAUAUUGAUCAGACAGAAAUUGAUGUUAUGGCUAAAUAUGUACUACGUAUGUUAGGUGGUAAUGGUAAUGAGCUCGAAUCGAUUGAAUUGCUCAAACAUUUUAUUAGUUCAUGUCAUUGUAAUGAACAAGGACUUAUAACUAAAGAAAAUUUUAUUCGAGCCUUAUCAAAAAAUGAAUUACUUAGUCAAUUAUUAUCUCCAUUUACUUGA
This is a messenger RNA of Adineta steineri, 495 nucleotides long. NCBI's taxonomy places the organism in Eukaryota, Metazoa, Rotifera, Eurotatoria, Adinetida, Adinetidae. The record is from the annotation of a GenBank genome assembly.